Scophthalmus maximus (turbot) is the source of this 1235-nucleotide messenger RNA. RefSeq names its product glutamine amidotransferase class 1 domain containing 1 (gene gatd1). NCBI's taxonomy places the organism in Eukaryota, Metazoa, Chordata, Actinopteri, Pleuronectiformes, Scophthalmidae. The record is from RefSeq and is a predicted model, not a curated record. The transcript is spliced from 7 exons. The coding region runs from base 148 to 789 and encodes 213 amino acids.
CCUACUAGCGGAUGUUGUUGUCAGCUGACAGGACUUCUUCCUCGUGUGUUUUUCUUUUUCUGCGCAUGAUUCCGCUAACAAUCAUCUUCCAAAUCGUUUCAAAGAGGCCGAAACAUUUAAUGUGCAGCGGAAACAAAGGUUAAUGAGAUGUCUGCAAAGCCAACCUGUCUGAUCGUGGCGAGCGCCUCUGCUCGAGGAGUGUCCGCGAAGUCUUUCCACCAGUCGUUCAGUCUCUGCACCUCAGCGUUUAAUCUCCAGACAGCCACACCUGGGGGGAAGCCAAUAGAAUUUGUUGGAGUCGAUGAAAGCACUGCCAGAUGGGUGCAGGAUUUCAACGUGAAACCUUAUGCAACACCGGCCAAACUAGAAUCUAUAGACGGUGCCCGAUACCAGGCGCUGCUCAUCCCCGACUGCCCUGGAGCCCUGAAUGACCUGGCACACAGCGGCUCUCUGCACCGCAUUCUCUCACAUUUCAUCUCUCACCAAAAGCCCGUUUGUGCAGUGGGACAAGGGGUGUCGGCUCUGUGUUGUGCCACUGAGGGACAGAAGUGGAUCUUCAAGGGUUACAGCUUGACAGGGCCGUCAGUAUUUGAACUGGUGCGGAGGCCUGACUUUGCCAACCUACCCCUGAUUGUGGAAGACUUUGUGAAAGACAGUGGAGGGUCAUUCACAGCAAGUGAAGAAGAUGCUGUGCAUGUCGUCGUAGACAGACACCUGAUAACUGGUCAGAACGUGCAGUCCACCUCACUUGCUGUACAUAAUCUAAUCCUGCUCUGUGGUUCCAAGUGAAAACUGACAAAUGUGAAUCAGGUGCAUACAAAUACAUCGUCUCACAUUUAUAUUCAUGUUAUUAAACAAACAUUGAUCUCAAAAAAAUAUUGGUCAAAACAGAUGUUUGGCAUCACUGCAAAAUACAACUUCAUUACUUGUCAAUGCUAUUGUUAUAAAUCUAUUAAAAAAAAAACACAAUCAAAUGUCUUGAUUUAAAGAUUAAAAAAGAAAAACUUGGGGCGUUUCUGGAGCAGAUGCGUUUUUGAUGAUGAAUGUUCAAAGCACGAUGCAUAUUCACAGCAGGCAGAACUCUGAAGGCGUCUGAACAAGAAUGUACCUUCAUUAAAACUUCUACCUUUGAUGAUCAUGCACCUUCUGUUGCUGAAUGAAGAUGUGUCACUGCACUGAACAAGUUAUUUUCAUUUUUACACCUGUAAACAGGAAAUAAAAGAUACUGAAGUACC